Molecule: messenger RNA, 1959 nt
Organism: Stylophora pistillata
Lineage: Eukaryota; Metazoa; Cnidaria; Anthozoa; Scleractinia; Pocilloporidae
Product: lipopolysaccharide-induced tumor necrosis factor-alpha factor homolog
Molecular function (GO): zinc ion binding
Source: RefSeq, a predicted model, not a curated record
UAUAAUUAUUAUUAUUACUAUUUCUUAAAUACUUCCCUUCUACUGCACUACUGUGAUGUGCAGACGUUCUCAAAUCGUCGUGAUGGAAGACCGCUAGAGCUUAUUUCACCUUCAAUAUGUCCCUUUUUUAUUCUUCACUUGUCUGAACCGUUUUCUGGUCAUUUGACCUUAGGUACUGUAGAAACCAACUUGGUUAGCGUUCCAAAAACGGCAGCAGUAGAAAUGAGCUCCAAAUAUAUCUGUAGAUGCUUCCUUUGCGCGAUUCCUUUAUAAUGUUCCUUUCAACUUUAAGUACCGUCUCGUGGGUUUCAAAAGGUCUUUUUUUUAUGUCAAACUUCACCUUGAUACCAACAUUCCGUCUCAUGGCUGCCAUUGGGUAGGUAUUUCAUGUACAGGGACAUAUAUUUUAUCAAAGCUACCAUACCCAUGACCCUGGGCUCGAGAUGGAAAUUUGUCACGCAUCACUUUGCAUGCUCAGCUGUUCCCAAAGGAUUCCCGUUAGGCAAUGCAAUGCGUGUUUACACGACGAAUGCGGAAUUUGGACUACUUUGACGCUAUGUCAGACUUUCGAUUUCAGCAUUAACAGAAUUGUGAUCUAAAGUAAUUAUGGCAGCUCCACAAGGACAGAAUUAUGGUGUGAAUCAAGGACAGUAUCCCCCAAAUUACUAUCCUCCACAACAACCCGGCUACUACCCUCCACAAGCACCACCUCAAGGCCAGUACGCUCCUCAAGCUUACUAUCAGCCUGGAUAUGGUGCACCAGGGACCCAAACAUUAACAGUGAUCCAACAGCCUGUUGGACUUCCCCAGCCCAUAGUUCUUAAACAGUUCCCUGUAACAAUGCGCUGUCCACAUUGUGGAGCAACCAUUUCUACCCAGCUUGAUCACCGUGUUGGAAACACAACAUUUUUGUACUGUUGUAUACUGUCUUGUUUUGGUUGUUGUUGCAUUCCAUUUUGUACUGAUUGUGCCAAGGAUGUUGCCCAUCAAUGUCCCAAUUGUCAUAAGGAGAUAGGUGUUUAUAAGCGUCCGAUUGCCGAGUCUGGUGGAGGGGGAGGAGGUGGAAACACUGGCUAUGACAGAAGCAAUGCUCAUGGCCCAGCUGAUGAUUAUGUGGGUCCAUCUGAUGACUAAAGGCAAAAAGAAACAAGAACAAACAUGUGUGAUGGUUCAUCUAUUUCACAAUCAGUUAUUACACCAACAUGCACAUACUUGCACAGUAGCUUUCAAGGUCAAUUGUACAGAUGCACUUACUGGUGUAUUUGAAAAAAAAAAAACAGUAACAUUACCAAUUGAAUACAUAUUAAAUGUUUUUUUUUUUUUUAUAAGUAUUAGUGACAAGUUAUCAAUAGCUUCAAUAGAAUGCAUCAUUUAGUUUUCUUUUAACCCAGGGCUUAAAACGACAUUCAUUCAGCAUAAGGUUUUUGCAGUCAACUCCUUGGAUGACCAGACAUUUCAUUCAGUGUUCAUGAAUUUAUUUCUGAGCUAAGUAUAGAUUUUCAUAUGGCUAUAUCACUUUUCCUGCACUGAGUUUGAGGCUGCAUCUACAAUACAAGUAUGGUAGAUACCCUUCUGUGCAAAAAUAGGUUUGACUCGACAACUUGGCAACUUCCUGAUCCUUGAAACCACUGUUUUGAUUAUGAUACAGAAAUUAAAGGACAAGUAAGAAAUCUGGGAUCCUCUAAGUAGAAAAAGGAGGAAGUGAAGAAAAACCUUUUAAAAACUGAGUCAGAUGUGAUAUUUUGAGUAAGAAAGGUGUGUAGAAAGGUGGGAACCUGUGUUUUGAUCUUAUUUUUUAUAGAUUAGUAUCACCUGAAAAUCUAUCACAUAAUUAAUUUUUCAUUACAUCAUUAUAAAUAAGUCUGAGUUGUUAACCUGUGCUACGGCUUGAGUUUUGGCUGGAAGAAAAGUUCAAAUUUAGACUUGUUACAUAUUCUAAUUAAACUGGGUAACCUGUGA